AUGGACGAGUAUGUUGCUGAUGAAGAGGACAAGGUCGAUUGUUCCACAUCAACGCAAUCGCUAAAUUUUCUCACUUCAGUAUACGAUGUGACUCGUGGAAUAUUUCGUCAUCUACCUAUUCGGUCAGUGGAUUCUUGUUCAUUAGUUUGUCAGUCGUGGGCAGAGAUAUCACGUUUUACCAAAGCACAUCGUCACGCAAUUCAUGCGUUGACUUACCCGUCAGAUCCACUCUCAUCAACAACGAUAUGUUCAAAUCUCCUACACGAUUUCGAUCAAUUCAUAACCUCUUAUAUAAACAAUAGUCUAUGGUCCAUUCCCACAUUAGCUUUAGUUGUAUCAACGAAUAUUUUAGCAAGUAAAGGUUUUUAUUCGUCUCCUCACUCUCCACCACCGUCAAAGUAUACCGAAACAAACAAUUUAACACGAAUCACUGAACGAUUCGAUAUUUCUCAGGCUUUGCUGAGACAUUUGAACAAAUCAUGUAAAAUGUUAACGAUCGCUGCUGAUGGAAUCAUUGCUUCCACGGAGAAUCACCAAUCGAAUGAAAUUGAAUCAGAUGAUGCAAUUGGUAUUUUAUUUCUGCCACAUUUUCCUCCUGAUGUUCUCGGCGUCUAUCCAUUUGAAAUACCAUCCAAUGCGCAAAUAGCAUCGGAUAUGUCUCGUACUGACUUACAUCGUUUUCUCGGCUCCGUACCCAACGAUGUCUCAAUUCGAUGUGUUAUAUUCUUCUUCGUUCAGCGCCAAUCCUAUGCAGUUGGUUGUAUAAAAAAAUUACUCGAAUAUUAUCCAUCCGAAAUUGCCAUUAUCGGUGGUUUUGUCGAUAAAAUUAGUUACGACGAUCGACAAAUUCAUCCCACACGAACAUCAUACGACGCAUGUGGAAUUGUCAUCACAGGCGAUAAAAAACGCUUGCAUAUUGGAGAGAUACUUUUGGAAAAUCACAUACGUACACGUGAACAAAUACGUGAUAAAUUAAUGAAAUUGAAAGAUCUUGAAUGCGAUCAUUCGAUCUCAUUUGCGAUCCAAAUUAGUUGUAUUGCUCGUGGUUCAAAUUACUAUAAUGAUGAACAGAAUGUUGAAUGUUCAGAAUUUCGAAAACUCUUUCCGAACACGCCGCUCAUCGGUGUGUUUGGCAAUGGUGAACUUGGACAUGACUAUUUACCGAAUGAAAAACAGAUAAUUACCAAGCAACAAGCUGGCAAGAAUUUAUUUCGCGGCUAUUCAUCCGUGUUUACACUGAUCUCUCUACAUCUUUGA
Adineta ricciae is the source of this 1257-nucleotide messenger RNA. The record is from the annotation of a GenBank genome assembly. NCBI's taxonomy places the organism in Eukaryota, Metazoa, Rotifera, Eurotatoria, Adinetida, Adinetidae.